Molecule: messenger RNA, 1927 nt
Organism: Phascolarctos cinereus (koala)
Lineage: Eukaryota; Metazoa; Chordata; Mammalia; Diprotodontia; Phascolarctidae
Source: RefSeq, a predicted model, not a curated record
CCCAUCCUGGUGUUUUGGAGUUAGAACCAACUACUGUCCAAACAAUGAAUCAGAAAAACUUCAUGUGGCAUCAAGAUGGCCCCAGAGAUGCUUCCCACAGAGAGAGGCCAGGGAGCAGUUGGACUAAAAGUACUUCUGGCUGCUUGAGGAUAUGGGACAGAGAGACGUGUACAGAGCCUCUCUCUCUCAUCCAUUCACCAGGAACCACUAAUGGCUACCUUGGGCCAGAGUCACAUGGAAAUUAUAUGUACUCAUCCAAAUGGCCAGAAAAGAGAGUUCCUUAUCGUCAGAAUUAAAGUCUUCUAAACUAAUUGAUUAUGAGCAACUAGAAAAGUUGUGUGAAAUCAAAGGCCUUAAAGCUGGAAAAGGUGCUCAGAGCACCAAAGAAGCACACGAAAACUUCAUGAAACAUUAUAAAAAAAUAUUUCAGAAAGAAAAGAGGAUCUUGCCUUACCUCCCAACAUCUCCAGCCAAAAUGGCAUCCUUUGCACGUCCUGGAGCUGGUCCCAUGGAUGACAACUUUCACAAUAUUGGCUUUUAUAUUAGAGACAUUCAUUGCCAAACAUCUGCAGAGCUUGCACUCCAGUUCAAGGACAAGUUGGAAGAAUUCAUUACUGUCUUGAAGAAACUCCCCAUUCACAGGAGUCAUGCAGAACGUCGCUUUGUAUAUAAGAUGAUGAAAACCAUGCCUGAUUUAUCUUCUCAGUUGACACGUGGCGACUUCAAGGCGCUCAGUCAAAAUAUCACUUCUGAAACCUGGGUGAAAGGCACCACAGUAAUUGCAAAUGAAGGUUUUUAUAUCAUAUUGAAAGGUUCUGUCCAACCACGGAGCAAAGUAUACAAAAAAAUGAUUGAGUUAGUGCCUGCAGAUUUUUUAAGUGAGCCAUCCUCAGAAUAUUUGUCUGAAGAAGAAUUUUUCCAGGAGAAUCCACUUGCAGAAUAUCAUUCUUUUGUGUACCCACACUACAUAAUACUUGGUCCCUGGAAUGGCUUUGGUACACUAAUAGAGUUACCUGAACCUAAGUUGGGUUCAAACUUGUACUCUCUUAUCAUGGAAGAGGAUUGUGAACUUCUUAAAAUCAAUGCAAAGGAGUAUGCCAAGAUUAAAGAGGAACAAGUUAAAAUGGAAAAACUUACAAGGGAGCAGCUAAUCCAUAAGUGCCCCUAUUAUCGAAAUUGGCCUAAGCUUUCUGUAGAUGAGUUAACUGUCCACAUUAAAUGGAGGCGAUACCCUCCAGGACAUGUAUUGGUGAAAGAUGGAGAGAUCAUCUCAUUUGUGGCUUACAUCCAAUCUGGAUUUUGUAAAGUCUAUAGAGAAGUUAUUGGGCUUAUGAAAUAUCAACUUAGGAAAAUGAAAAAAAAGCGCAGACGUGUUUUUAUGGGGAAACUUCAGGAGAAGGAAUCCUUUGGUGAGAUCAGCGUGCUUCUUCAAAUACCUUUCACAUGCACAAUCAUUACUGGAUCUGAAGUUGAACUGGGAAUCAUCAAUGCUGAGGAUAUGCUAGAAUUAGACUGGGUGACCCGGAAACUGGUGCUUCAAACAGCUGAGCAAACUUUUGGCUAUCUCACAGAUCUAUCUGUUACUAUCAGCACUUUUCAGAAGGUGGCUGACACAAGAUUUCUCUGCAGAACUGAGAUGAUGAUGAUAAUGAUGAUGAUGAUGAUGACAGUGACAGCGGUGGUGUUGGUGAUGAUGACAAUGACUAUUCAUAUGUAUAUAGCACUUUGUGGUUUAAAAAUGCUUUCCACUCAACUGGUUUGUGAACGAGAUAGUGCAAGUAUCAUAUUUCAUUUCUUAGAACACAGAACUGAGUCUUCAAGAAGAAAAGUGACUUUCCUGAGAUCUCACAAAGAGUAAACAGCAGGUCUGGACUUGAACCCAGCUCUUUUUACUCCAAGUCUAAUGCCUGUAUUUUAUUUGAAAUAA